Triticum aestivum (bread wheat) is the source of this 3145-nucleotide messenger RNA. RefSeq names its product protein TPR1. The coding region runs from base 69 to 2927 and encodes 952 amino acids. The transcript is spliced from 15 exons. Gene Ontology annotation, biological process: regulation of DNA-templated transcription. NCBI's taxonomy places the organism in Eukaryota, Viridiplantae, Streptophyta, Magnoliopsida, Poales, Poaceae. Gene Ontology annotation, molecular function: protein binding. The record is from RefSeq and is a predicted model, not a curated record.
UUCACAGCGGCCGCAGUUCUCAAAAAAAAAAGAAAACACAGCGGCGGCGGUCGGAGCCGAGCGAGAGAAUGGAACAGCGGCGCCGCCGGCGACCUCAAUCCGCCCCAUCCCCGGCAAGCGACCACGAUUCGAGCUCGUUGGCGGCGGCGCCCGGUCGGCAGGAGGGGACGAUGCGCGCACGAGGUGGUCGCCAUCUCUCGACCCCGCCUCCCUCUACACCGGGUGACCGGCCAGAAUAUAAGCAAUUGAUGGAGCGACCGAGUCCUAGUGGACAUGUUAUUGACGAGGUCACCUAUCCCACACCUAUUCCUCAACCUUCAUGGUCAUUGGAUGACCUUCCUACGAAAGUAGCUUGUACACUAGCACAGGGAUCUAAUGUAACUAGCAUGGACUUUCAUCCUUUUCAUCAUACACUACUACUAGUUGGGUCUGCCAAUGGUGAAUUUACACUCUGGGAGAUCGGUAUGCGUGAGAGGCUGGUCUCAAAACCCUUCAAAAUUUGGAAUAUGCAAGCAUGUUCAGCACAAUUUCAGUGUGUGGUGUCUAAAGACCCGUCCAUAGCCAUCAGUCGAGUUACAUGGAGCCCUGAUGGAGACUUGAUUGGAGUUGCAUUCACAAAACAUUUGAUCCACCUACAUGCAUACCAGCAUCCAAAUGAAACACGCCAAAUUGUAGAGAUUGAGGCUCAUUCUGGAGGGGUUAAUGACAUAGCUUUCUCCCAGCCAAAUAAGCAACUUUGUGUUGUCACUUGUGGAGAUGACAAGCUGAUAAGGGUCUGGGAUAUGCAUGGACAGAAAAUAUAUUCGUUUGAAGGGCAUGAGGCAUCUGUAUAUUCUAUUUGCCCUCAUCACAUGGAGUGUAUUCAGUUUAUUUUCUCAACUUCCAUUGAUGGGAAAAUUAAGGCAUGGCUUUAUGACAAUUCGGGGGCCAGGGUUGCCUCUGAUGCUCCAGGAAAAUGGUGUACUACAAUGCUCUAUAGUGCCAAUGGAACUAGGCUGUUCUCAUGCGGAACAAGCAGAGAGGGAGAGUCGCAUUUGGUUGAGUGGAACCACAAUGAUGUAUCUAUCAAGAGGACAUAUUCUGGAUUUCGCAAAAAGCCAUCUGGUGUAGUGCAGGGUGUCGUGCAGUUUGAUACAGCUCAGAAUCGUAUUUUAGCUGCCGGUGAAGAUAACCAAAUUAAGUUUUGGGAUGUUGAUAGCACCAGCAUGCUAACCUGCAUUGAAGCUGACGGAGGCUUGCCAAGCCUUCCACGGAUAAGGUUCAAUAAAGAAGGGAAUCUUCUUGCUGUUACUACAGUUGGCAAUGGCUUUAAGAUACUUGCAAAUGCCGAUGGGCUCAGAUCUUUACCGGCUUUUGGUAACCAGCCUUUCGAAGUAUUUAAAUUGCCAUAUGAAGCUUCUGCAAUGAAGGUCUCAGGUGCUCCUGUUGUCGCGGGUAUCUCUUCUAACAUUGGCCGAAUGGAUCACUUAGACAGAAACUCUCCUGUGAAGCUAUCUCCUAUAAUGAAUGGUGGUGAUCCAACAUCUAGAAGCAUGGAUAUGAAGCCAAUAAUUUCCAAAGAAAAGCUUGAUAAAGGGAAACCUUGGGAGCUGAUAGAAGGUCUAAAUGCCGAACGAUUUUGUGUAGCUACAAUGCCAGAAACUCCAUACCGAGCUAGCAAGGUUCGAUCCAUCUGUCCAGAGGAGUCAGUACCCCAUGCAUUGAACUCCAAGAAUGAUUCCUAUGUGAUGUCUGCAUGUGCUGGAAAGAUAUCCAAGGUGCUCAACGACGAUGACCUCCUCAGGGAGAUCAUCAUCCGCAUCAGCUUACCCGCCACCCUCGUCCGUGCCGCCCUUGUCUGCAAGCGUUGGUACCACCUCGCCUCUGAACCAGCCUUCCUCCGCUGGUUCCGUGAGUGCCACCCGCCCUGCCUCCUUGGCUUCUUCCUUGAGGACCAGGAGGAUAGUAACGCCGCUCCUUUCCGCUUCUUCCCGAUGCUACCUCAGCCCCCAGAGCUUGCCGCUGCCGUCCACCGCGUGGCGAGCUACAGCUUGGACUACUACAGGGGCGCACCGGCCAACUUACUCUGCUCCCGGAAAGGUAGAGUCCUCAUUAGCUUGUACAACCAGGUUGACCGCAACAAAUUUGCAAUUGGGGUUCACAGUCCGUUGUGUCAUGAGAGAGGCCAGUCUGUCAUCCCAUCAUUCCCACAUGUCCAAAUACAGGACGACUAUUCCCACAGGAUGAGUGAUCUUCUCGUGGUAGAAGAAGCUGAUGGAUUGUCCUACUUGCAUCUGUUGGUGGACUCUAACAUGCAGAGAACAAAAUCAAUGGUACACGUUCAUAUGUUGCGACAUAGUGAAGGUGUGUGGCGCACGUAUCUGACCUUGGAGACAGAUCAGCUCCUUGAUCCGCGACGAGAACCAAAAGUGCUUGCUAACAGUAAAAUCUACAUACCAAGCGCCCAGAGCGACAUUCUUGUCUUGGAUUUGACUGCCUCAAGCAUCUGUACAGUUCAGCUCCCACAAGGGGUGGAGUAUGGCGAUAAAGAUACUAUGUUGUCACUGGCUGAUGAGGCUUCGGGUGUUUAUCUCAUCCAUACCAAGAAGCUUCAGCUCCACAUCUGGCUCUACAAAGGGGACAACUGGUUAGUAGUGGACACUAUUUGUUUGCUUGAGAUGUUUGCUAAUUUGAGGAUGUCUGGUUGCAUGGUUGAGGACGAGUCUACUGCUCCUCUUCGGAUAAAUCAUGUGGGGGACUAUGCUGAGUUUGUAUUCCUGGAGAAGGGUCGAUAUGCACUCCACUUGGAUAUCAAGUACAAGCAAAUACGUAAAGUGUAUGACACGACAAAAGAAGAUCGGCGUUUUGGUACUAUCCAUCCUUUUAUGAUGAUAUGGCCUCCCUCAUUUCCUGCACUCAAGGAUGAUCAUACAAGAAAUGCCAUGUGAACAAGAAUGUGAGGAAGCUUUUGGAUGGUCAGCAACAAGGGCGCAAGUCAAAGAAGAGUAGGAACUCAUAUCCCUAUGGAUAUGGUACCAUGACUGUUUGUGACCGACUUUAUUUUGUGAAGAAAACUUUGUAUUCUAUUGUAUCAUUACUGUUUGGUAUGCGACUCACAUCUUCGUUUUGUGUGGUUGGAAGAAGAUUCGCUGUAUGUUUACUACUA